This is a messenger RNA of Serpula lacrymans var. lacrymans S7.9, 1647 nucleotides long. RefSeq lists its product as uncharacterized. The coding region runs from base 794 to 1300 and encodes 168 amino acids. Lineage: Eukaryota; Fungi; Basidiomycota; Agaricomycetes; Boletales; Serpulaceae. The transcript is spliced from 5 exons. The record is from RefSeq and is a predicted model, not a curated record.
AUAGAAGAAUAGAUUCUUACUCAUCGCAUCAUUUUCUCAUGCACGGACACAUACCCUACGAUCGUAUAUCUCCAUAGCUUACUGUGCUUUUAUCAAAUUCUAGCAGAUUCUGGAUCGCAAGGUCCAAAGGCUUUUCCAAACCAUCCAACCAGCCCCUAAAUCUGUCACGUCUCAGCUUUUUGUUUGACUCUUUCCGACAACCUAAAGACCCAGUUCAUCUUCCUGUUGUGUACCGAGUCCAGUUCCCAUCGCAUCCAAAAUUCGUCUAUUCCUCUCUCUCCCUACCAUCCCAACAGUCUCUAACUCAUACUUACUCCCAUAUCUGUGACCCACGUGUUGUCACAAAGAGAAACAAUCAGCCGCCGGCUGUCUUGUUGGUGAACAAAAAGAUAUCACGCUGACGGUCGGUCUACCGACAUAUCCAUUGCUGCAAACGUCACUUUCUCUUCAUCUCGAGUACGGCCCUUCAUUUGGCCUCCUCAUCGCCUCAAAUCCCUGCCUUACCUAGUCCUCGUGUUGCACACGUUACGCGGACUGCGUUCAAGCACCAUUGAUAUCUAGGAAGUAUCAAGUUGUCGUAAACGCUCUAAGCAUUUCAGUCCUUCCCUCAGCGUGCCCCACCCGCCCGCUGUCCGCCUCAUUCACCUCUCAGUAUCUAUUUUUUCUCGAGAUAGGUUAUCUCUAACCGCUGAAGCUGUCCUUUUUCUUUACUUCAAAUUCCCAAAAUUCCGUAACUCAGGCUGAGGAUAUCUGUCACGAAGCUGGUGUUAGAAUCAAAUUUGAUAGGCCCAUCAUGAAUUUUUAUGGAAAGAACGAAGAUGCUGUCGAUUUCGGUGGUGAAAUGGAUUACUCCGGUCACCAAUGGUUCCAAGAACCCCCGCCCAGACCAGAGCCUCAACCCGUCGCACCUCCCGUCGAACAUUAUGCUCCUGGAUCCGAUGUGAUCGCUCGGAAUGAUGAUUUCAUUUUUGCACUCAGAGCAGCUACAAAUGUCCUUUAUGGUCGCUUCAAACAAUAUGGCCAACUGGGCGUAUUAGCAUGGUGUUCUGAAUUUGGCGAAAUGAUCGACAGUCUCAAAGAAUUGGGUUUCCAGGGUAACAUGUUCAUAACGACCCGGACACAAGCACUCAGAACGUGUGAAGAGAUACUCAGGCUAAAGCUUGAUAUCAAGAUGCAGAUUAUCUUAAUGUAUCUCUCAUCACAAGUGGCGCGACUGCGUCGCUUCCUUGAUGGUGAACGAAUGUGGGAUGACUAUCCAGCGCCUGAAUUUCCUCUUGACUAUCGUACCUAUGGUUCAUGAUUUAUGACCUAGUUGCAAAGUUCUAUUUGUGAUAUUUGCUCCUUAUGGCAUUUUCUUUCUAAUCUUCUUGGUUGUUCUUAUGAUAGUAACGCCCAUGUCUUGUAUACCGGUGGUGGAAGGCGUAGGACUCACGGUUUAAAAUGAUCGACCUCGACUCCAACUUGAUCUGAUCUGAUUGCCACUCAGACAAUCGACAAUGGACGCAUCGACGACAGCACAAGACUGCGUGUAUGUUGACAUAUAUCACAUAGUCUUUAUGAAUUCCUAUUAUCAUUUUAUUCUCCAUGAUCCUCAUCUACCAAAAGUACUACCAUAUUCCAUUUACAUAAUACCUUUUCUCAUGCUUU